AUCGCGACGGCUGCGACGCGGUGGCAGCAGCAUGUCGGACCUGAGCGAGGAAGAGGCCGAGGAGGAGGCCGAGGCUUACCUGGGGGAGUACGAUGGUGAGCGCAAUUCUGAAGGUGAACGACAUGGACGUGGGAAAGCAGAGCUGCCCAAUGGUGAUACGUAUGAGGGUGAAUACGAACACAGUCUCAGAAAUGGACAGGGGACCUACAGAUUUAAAACUGGUGCUUACUACGUUGGAGAAUAUCUUCAAAAUAAAAAGCAUGGCCAUGGUACUUUUUAUUAUCCGGAUGGAUCAAAAUAUGAAGGAAGCUGGGUAGAUGAUCAGAGACAUGGCUAUGGAGAAUAUACCUAUGCAAAUGGAGACAGCUAUGCUGGAGAAUGGUUUAACGACAAUAGGCAUGGACAAGGUACAUACAUCUAUAAAGACACUGGAUCUGUGUAUGUUGGUGGUUGGGUAAAUGGAAUCCAGGAAGGAGAAGCAGAGCUUAUCCACCUAAAUCACAGAUAUAGGGGCAAGUUUUUGAAUGGAACUCCUGUAGGUCGUGGCAAAUAUAUCUUUGACAUUGGAUGUGAACAGCAUGGUGAAUACAUACAGUCAGAGGAGGAAAAAGGGGAGGAAGAAGAAGAAGAGGAGGAGCCCUCUUCACUUGCUGCGCCAAAGUGGAAAGCAACAGAAAUUACUAAAUUAAUACAAUGGGUGCCCAACGUGGAAGAAGCACCUUCUCCCAGUAAAGGGCCCCCAGCAGCAGCAGCAGAGGCAGCAGCAGCAGAGGCAGAGGCAGCAGAGGCAGCAGCAGCAAAUGGAGCAGUGGAAGAAACAGCAGCAGAUGAAAAAGACAAAAUGCAAACAAAUGCAGGCACUGAUGAAUCUCCUGAGGAUAGGGAUGACGAGCCUUCUCUUCAUAAAGUAUCCAGUGAAGUUUUUAGCCCAACAAAGGAUGCAGAAGAAGAAGAUGAGGAAAUAAGGAAAGAAGGAAACGAAGAAGGAGAAGAGUACCAAGGAACUGCUCAUUUAGAAGAUGAGGAGGAAUCAGAGGAAGCAGAGUAAUUGGAUACAACUAAAGACAAAUACAGGCAGAAAGGGAAAUUGCAGAGUAAAUCAUUAUUUAAGGUAAACCUGCAAUAUUGUUAUUCACAUCUUUGUUAUUUUUUGAAUAAACAUUUCUGUCACUG
Molecule: messenger RNA, 1173 nt
Organism: Gallus gallus (chicken)
Lineage: Eukaryota; Metazoa; Chordata; Aves; Galliformes; Phasianidae
Gene: RSPH1
Product: radial spoke head 1 homolog
Exons: 9
Coding region: 32-1048 (338 amino acids)
Biological process (GO): spermatid development; axoneme assembly
Cellular component (GO): nucleus; motile cilium
Source: RefSeq, a predicted model, not a curated record